AUGACUGGCCUUGCCAAAUUCAUGCUUUCGGUGCAGAAAAUUCGAGCGGCUAUCCAUCACAAAGGCAAAUCAGGAGCCAGGCAAACAUCCGGAUGUGACCUAGAUCAUCAUCCAGCGCAGGGCCCGCAAAAUGCCAAAUAUCCAUCAAAUUCCUUGAGAGGCCUUCCGGCCGAGAUCAAAAUCAAAAUAUUCGCCUGCUGCAAAAUUUCAGACUUUUCAAACUUGAAGCUGGCCUGCAGAGCACUCUAUGACCUCAUUCGGCUCCAUGAACACGACAUUGCUCGACAAUAUCUCUAUGAGCUUCGCCAUGGCACCCUUCCAUCCCCUAUUGCUACCGAGCGGAUCUACACAGGAAACCCGGAAGACGAUGUGAUUCUCUUGUCCGACCUUUUCCCACCACACAAAAACACAAAGGAUGGAUACGUCUAUACAUUCCAGUAUCUUUCCAGUUUGCGUCGCAGACAAAGCCUAUGCUCGAGGCUUUGCUACUAUCUUGCAGACCGGAUGAUGGACCGAUUCAUACAAACCGAGCCUACCCUCGUGAGGUCCUUGUUCCCUAGAAAGAAAAACGAAAGAGGAGCAUAUACUCGUAAAGGCAUAUCUAACAUAGUGCUCUAUCUCGCACCACUUAUGUACUAUCUAUUGUACUUCUUAGAAUCGUACAAGUCAGCUAGGAGUGAGCAUAGAAACAUGGUUUACGGAGAAUAUGAAUUUGGCCGUCUUCAUACCCCCAUUAUACAAGAAGUGCGUCAGUCGAUGCAUCACGAAUUGCAGACGCAGAUUCUUCAAUCUCCCCCCUUCACCAACACGCCGACUUUAAUUGCCACACAUCAUUGCAUGCAAUUGCUCGUCUCAUAUAUUCGCUAUACUAUGUCACCUGAGGAAGUGAUCGAUGACUCCUGGAUCAGUUCCUUACUCACACUUUCGCCAUUUGUGCGGAUUAUCGAGUUUUUCUCCGCCGAGAUUGGCGACGGAGGUAGCCAGUGGACGCAGCGAAAGGAUUUCAUGAACAAUUUCAGCCGCGAUAUUAAAGAACAUGAGCGCGAUAAAAUAAAAUCUAAGAUUUUCGCCCGCGCGUCUGAUCAACAAGCUCAUGAUCCCCUAGAUGGUGUUUGGUUUGACGCCACCUAUGCCGAAAUGUCAGCGAGGGGAGCAAUCCCUCAUAAUAUCGAGAAAAUAUAUGUAUGGGACGGCAUUCCUCUAAAUUUUGGGUGUGGAGAGUGCCGCCAUACAAGGGAAUAG
Molecule: messenger RNA, 1242 nt
Organism: Penicillium pulvis
Lineage: Eukaryota; Fungi; Ascomycota; Eurotiomycetes; Eurotiales; Aspergillaceae
Product: F-box protein
Exons: 3
Coding region: 1-1242 (413 amino acids)
Molecular function (GO): protein binding
Source: RefSeq, a predicted model, not a curated record